Molecule: messenger RNA, 276 nt
Organism: Trichobilharzia regenti
Lineage: Eukaryota; Metazoa; Platyhelminthes; Trematoda; Strigeidida; Schistosomatidae
Source: the annotation of a GenBank genome assembly
AUGCUGCGUAUUUUAUGUUUAUUAUUGAUCGGUGUCGUAUCGUGCAACAACGUUAGAUCGCCAGUAGUUCUAGCUCCCUCUGCUUCGCUAACGCAGCAUAGCCCUGGAAAAGACUCAGGAACACAAACUGCGGGCAAUACGGAAGGGGCAGGGACGCAAGCUGUGGAUACAAGUCAAUCAGCGAAACCAAGUGCGGCUAAGGCUACCAGUGCAGCGAAAGUGGUGAAGACACCUGGUAAGUUAUCAGAUUGUGUGCCUGAAAGAAUAAGAAUGUGA